Messenger RNA from Neurospora hispaniola, 1775 nucleotides. RefSeq lists its product as uncharacterized. The coding region runs from base 365 to 1687 and encodes 440 amino acids. The record is from RefSeq and is a predicted model, not a curated record. Lineage: Eukaryota; Fungi; Ascomycota; Sordariomycetes; Sordariales; Sordariaceae. The transcript is spliced from 4 exons.
CACUCAUCUAGAACAGCCGCAUACACCCUGGACACCCGGUAGUCCCUCCUCUACACCACCCAGUCGCAUUAAUGGCUCCGUGGCGAGGGCAGGCCGAUUUCCACCCAACUAGGCGUUUAGGAUACCGAAACCCGAAUCACUCUCCUUUCUUAUUCCUGACGUUCAUUCUUGUUCAUCAGGACCAAGGCUUUUGAUGUCUUUUUUCAGUAUUAAAUCCAUCCUCCGGCACGGUGGCUUGUGCAUGUCAUGUCCGGUCUUCUCAACGCACUGCUCCUUCCUACCUUUUUUUGGUUGCCAUUCUUUGUUUACUUACCCCCUAAGAAAACAGUACCCACCAGCCGAAAACGACUAGUAACCUCACAUCAUGGCAAUGGGAGGUGAGGGCCCCGGGGCCAUAACCGUAAUGUGGGUUAUGGUCGCACUUACUGCACUUUGCGUCAGCCUACGAUUAUACGUUCGUACUAUUCUUGUGGCGAAUACGGGUUAUGAUGAUCAUGUUUAUGUUCUUGCGUUUAUAUUACUCGUCGGCUACACAAUCUGCUGUACCAUAGCAGCCCACUACGGUUUUGGGCAAAACAUGUGGGACAUCCCACCGGAAGAUGUCCCCGGCGCCAUCAUGUGGGAGGCUAUCGGCCAGUGCUUCGCCGUUAUCGGCAUGGCUUUGGCAAAAUGGUCGUUGGGACUCUUCCUGUUGCGCCUGGUCACCCAGACAUGGCACAAAGUUAGCAUCUGGCUUAUGAUGGGAUCGCUUAUGGGCGCUUCAAUCUCCGUCUGCUUUGUCUUUAUGCUUCAGUGCUCGCCGCCGGCGUAUCUCUGGGAUCGAUCGAUUCCUGGGGGUCAUUGUGAUUUGAAUGCUACACCAGUUUCUUUGACGCUUACUACCCUCUGUGUCAUUGCCGAUUUCUUCUUCGCUCUCAUGCCUUGGAUCUUCCUCUGGAAACUCAACAUGAAUCAACGAGAAAAGAUGAUCAUCGCCAUCAGCAUGAGUCUAGGCGUCAUCGCCGGAGCCUGCGGCAUCAAACGCACCCUCCAAGUCCCCAACCUCUCCACAAACAACUACUCGCACGACACAGUCGGCCUGAUUGUCUGGUCCUCGGCCGAGAUCGCCAUCACCAUGAUCUGCAUCGGCAUUCCCGUGUGCCGACCACUUUACAAGUCCUUCUUUGAAAAAAUCAUCUCCUCCCGUAACGGUAGCGGGGGGUACCAAAAACAGAGCGGCGGGGCCAGUCAAAGCCUUGGUCUGCGCACGAUUGGUGGCGGCGUCAUCCCUGGCAGGUCUGGGGGGCAAGAUAGCAAGAACAAGUCCAGGCCGGGUAGGGAUGAUGAGUCGGAUGAGUUUGAACUACAGAGAGAGAGAACGAUGCCAGAUAGUAGUGGGAGUGAUGGGCUUGGACUUGGACCUGCUGGAGCAGGGCAGAGUCCGUUCAAUGAUGCGAAUGCGAUUUCUGGUUCCUCCGCGACGGUAGCGGUGGGACGAGUGGGUGGGAUGGAUAACAGAAGUGAGGAGUCAAUUUUGGGCGAAGAGUAUCGGAGAGGACAUGGAAAGGACAAUGGUGACUUGGAGAGAGGGGAGGGUCCUGGUGCCGGACAAGCACAAGGAGCAGGACACCGGGGAAAUAAAAGAAGCUCGGGAGGAAAGGGGGCGGUGAUCCAGGUUACGGAGGAGUGGCAUGUCACGAGGGAGUGAGUGACUGGACCUGACUUUGCGCUGGGUAUUAUUGUCCGUUUCUUGGAUGUUGUUAUGGCGCCGGUGAUAACAAGGAUGGCGUUUUGUU